AUGAAACGGACGCAAAGUCGUGUUCUUGUUGUUCACAGGUUUUCGCCGCUUCAUGCCCUUUCCUUUGCCGGUGUGGCAGCCGUAGCUGGUACUGCAACGCUAUGUCAGUUGGCAAAUCCUCUUGCUGCAACACUUGGAGUGUUAAAUCUCGUACUAUACGCAGGAGUAUAUACUCCGCUCAAACGCACGCAUAUUGCUUGCACUUGGGCCGGUGCUGUGGUGGGAGCGAUUCCGCCGUUGAUGGGUUAUGCUGCAGCAACAGGAACGAUUGAUGCAUCGGCUCUUUGUCUUGCCGCUAUCCUGUAUUGUUGGCAAUUUCCACAUUUCAAUGGGUUAUCAUGGAAUCUUCGAGGAGAUUACAGCAAGGCUGGAUAUCGCGUCAUGUGUGUUACCGAUGAGCGAUUGUGUCGAGUAACAUCAAUUCGACAUAGUUUGGCUUUGGUUGGACUUUGCAGUGUUGCUGCUCCUUUGACGAAUCUCACUACUGUUAGCUUUGCUUUAGAUUCCCUACCUGUUAAUGCAUAUUUAUGUUGGUUAGCGUAUAAGUUCUACAGUGCUCCAGAUGCCAGCAACUCACGCCGGCUAUUCUUUUAUAGCUUGCUCUACCUCCCCUUGAUAAUGAUUCUGAUGGUGGUGAGCAAUUACGGUCGGAGUGGAAAUAAGCAGAAAACCGUUUCUGAAGCGUGA
Messenger RNA from Haemonchus placei, 687 nucleotides. NCBI's taxonomy places the organism in Eukaryota, Metazoa, Nematoda, Chromadorea, Rhabditida, Trichostrongylidae. The record is from the annotation of a GenBank genome assembly.